Molecule: messenger RNA, 1488 nt
Organism: Penaeus vannamei (Pacific white shrimp)
Lineage: Eukaryota; Metazoa; Arthropoda; Malacostraca; Decapoda; Penaeidae
Source: RefSeq, a predicted model, not a curated record
AUGCUCCAGUGGAGGGUGAGGCUCUGGCAGUGGCUUGGUGUCUUCGCAAGGUUUCAAGUAAAGUUUCUAGAAGGCAAGCGAAACCAUGCAGCUGACUUUCUGUCCCGCUACCCAGCGCUCCGUGCGCUGCCUGAGGCCGCAGAUAAGAACCAAGCAGACGACCUGGAGGUCGCUGUGGCUGCUGCAACCACUACUGCACUUUUUGGGGAUGACUGCAUCACACUUGACUACACCACCGUGCAGCACGUUGCCUCCAAGGACCUGGAGUGUCAGCUGCUAAUAACCAAGGUGUCUGCAAGUGAUUGGCACCAACAUCGUGCUCAGGAAAUGGCCUGUCUGCGUCAGUUCUACAACAUGAGGGACAGGCUAGCUGUUUGGCAGGGUCUGGUGACAUACACGUUUGACCAGGGAGCUGUCCGCCUUGUGAUACCAGAGGCUCUACAUCAUCAGGUCGCAUCCAACCUCCAUGUAGGUCACCAAGGACUUGACAGCAUGUUUCGGAGGGCAAGGCAGGCAGUGUACUGGCCUGGAAUGGAAGGUGACCUGCAGUUCUACCGUGAUCUAGAGGGACAGACGUACAUUGUGUAUGCUGACAGGUGCACAGGCUGGCUAGAGAUUAGUCACCUGCCCCAUGGUGCUACAUCAAGUAGGAUAAUGGUCUUGUUCCACCAGUACUUUGCACGAUGGGGCGUCCCAGAGGGCAUAUCAACUGACGGCGGCACCAACCUAACUAGUUAUGAAGUGUGCAAGUUCUUGAACAAGUGGGGCGUUGUAAUGAGAAUAUCCUCUGCUCAGUAUGCACAAUCAAAUGGCCGGGCCGAGGCAGCGGUCAAGUCGGCCAAGAGACUGCUACAUGGGAAGAUGGGGACCAGAAGCAGUCUGGAUUCAGACAAGGUCUCGAAAGCUCUGCUGCAGUACCUGAAUACGCCCCUUCGGGAAGUGAAUAAAUCACCUGCCCAACUAACUAUGGGACGUCAGCUGCGAGACGGAAUACCGGUGCACAGGCGGUACUAUAAGAUAGACAUGCAUUGGCAACGGGCUCUACGUACAAGAGAACUAGCAACGGCCCGACAACACAGGAACAUAGUGGAGCAGCAUGGGACGCCAAGGACCCUCGUUCCCCUGACACCUGGUGCACCAGUGUGUGUGCAAAACCAAGCCACAAACGUUUGGUACAGACGAGGCAUGGUUGCAGAGGCACUUCCGAACCGUCAGUACUCCAUCAGGCUGGAUGGUAGUGGUCGUAUCUCGAUUCGUAAUUGGAGGCACCUACAGUCUGUCCGGGUUACCAUGAGAACCCCACAUUCAACACCAGAACCAUGUAGUACAAUAUGUGCUUUUGAAUCACUAGUCAAAUAUGAAAUUAUUGUUCAGUAUGCUUUUGUUCAAUCAGUACAUUUCAAUUACCCGUUCCAGAAUUAUUCAGUUAUUCCAGGGCGUGAGACUUCACGCUCACGCUCACGACUGGCUGGACACAUGCUCCCGUAG